CCUGGCUUUAACAAAACAUGGCGGCUUAAGUGUCUGUGUUUUCCUGGUGUUAUCAUAUAUCAUCAUUGUCGGUUUCUUACAAUACUUUCGUUGAUACAAAUGUCAUUACACUACCACCCGCAACGAUGUUAUCGCCUACCGCUUUGAAUAUGUUUUCGCCGUCUCCAGCUAGUUCGGAAGAAAUCGGCUCCUCGGCCCUGUUUCCAUCGCUUGAUACAGGCCUUUCAACUUCUGGCAUGACUUCAGAAGAGAUUGACGAGCAACCCGAAGGGGAAGAAAAUGAAUAGUAAGUUAAAAAAAGUGUUAUGCUUGUGUUUUUCGUGUUUUGUGAAUGUUUUAGUUUAUGAAUCGGGCCGCAAAUCUCAAAUUCAGAGGAAUCGAGUUAUAAUGCUUGUCAUAUUUGUUCAUCUGUUCAUUUCUGGUGAAGACAUACGAAAGUAAGCGGUUCCAGUCUUAUCCACUCAUCAAUUUACAGGCUAUAGGUUGAGUUCGUAAGAGUUCGGUAAUCGUACAUAGUUACUGAAGUGCUAAUGAAAGCUAGGAUGGUUUUGCUUUACUAUUCUGAGGGAACUUACUUCAGUCAAAAGCUGAACACGAUUAUCUUAGAGAAGAGCUCCGACCGAGCACUUACAUUCGUCCAGAAAGCUUUGUAGGCUAGUGCCAUUGUAUCACCCAUUUCCCAAGUUAAUCAAAGGCCCAUGGACUGAGGCACAGUCCAUUGUGUAAAUUUGUUGUAGAUUUCAUGAUGAAAAUAACGUUAGUGGAACUACAGAUUGUAUUUACAAUGUGUUUGAACCGUUUCUUGAAGAUGUACAAUUUAAAGAGAACUUGCAGCUAAUGUUACUUUUCACUUUGAAUAGUGCUGAUGCUGCAGAAUCCACCAAGGCAGAAUUCAUUGAAAAAACUCUGUUGAGAGCAUCUGAAGUGAGCAAAUUUGGAACUUUUUUGACCAUUUUUAUUUAUACCUUUUAUUAAUGGCAUAAAUACUUUAGAAAUCAUGAAUUGGAUCUUGCUCUUAACCCUUUAACUCCUAUGAUUGACCAAGAUGAAAUUUCUCCUGACCAAAUCAAUACAAUAUCAAACAGAGCAGUGAUGAGAAUAAAGAAAAAUACCAGUUAGGGGAUUAUUAAUUGAUUCAAUACCAAAUUCUCAGAACUAACAUCAUAAGAAUUGUAUGACAGACAGUAAGGAGAAUUGCUAAUGAGAUCUUGGGAGUGAAAGGGUUAAUCUUCCCCUCUUCUUUCUUUCACUCUUUGUCAUCUGCUGACUACCAGCUUUGUGAACGCAACCCCAUAUCAAUGAGUUUGAGACAUUCUAAACAAACUUGAUGGUGUCUUAUUAAAGUCCUCAACAUGUAAGGCAUUUUGGUUCUAUUACAACCUGUCUUAGCAUAUUUUUAACUGUUUGACCUUUGAAAGUGACCAGCCUCUUACAACAUCACCCACAAAUCAGAUGUUGUUGCUGAGCCCUUUGACCCCCCAAGAGUGACUUGCAUCUACAUGUAAUUUCUCCUUACAAUAUUACCCACCAAUCAAACAUUAAGGUCAUGAGAAUAAAGGAAAUGAUCAGCAGCUAAAGAAGCUGGUUUUUUCCUUGUCAGCUUCUUAAGAAAUUCAUAGAAAGCACUGUAGAGAAUUUACAUACUGAAUUGAAUGUGUUAAGGGUUUAGAAGAACUUGCAAUUUAUGAUAAAUAGGGAAACUGUUAGAGAGACUUAACAAAAGUAUUAGUUAGAGAACCUGACAUUCACUGAUUUCCUGCAGUUCAAUAUGUGUAGGUUCAUUCAUUGCAGUUAUUUCAAGCUGAAAAAGGUGACCAGAGCUCUUGGAAAUGUUCAUGAAUGAAAUCUUGUAUAUGAUAAGUACUGCUAUUAUGAUUUCAGCAAAUUUUGCUUCAAAGUGGAGGAAAAUUACAUGUCAAAGAUAUUGCUGAUAGAAUUGUAGAAAGUGGGCUCAUCCCACCCAGGUCAGUUCUUUGAACAUGUGCUCUAAAGGCUAUAAUUAUUACCUACAAUGUAUAUGUACCACCUCUAACACCAUAAACAUAAUUUUCUCACCUGUGUAUGUGUAUAAAUUAUAUAUAUAUAUAUAUAUAUAUAUAUAUAUAUAUAUAUAUAUAUAUAUAUAUACAUAUCUACAAAAAGGUUGCAAUAUUGAAAAUAUAUAUCAAAUAUAUAUACCUUUUCUUUGCUCAUAAAAACGAGACAAUUUUUGAGAAGAAAACAAAAGAUAUUUAUAUUAUUUCAAUACAUAUUUUCAAUGUAGAAAUGUUUUUUUUAAAUGUACUCAUACACUACUUGUAGAAUUCAAUUUUAUGGUGAUGGAUUUGAUGAUGUCAGUUUUCAGAAGUUUUUAUGUAUAUCAGUGUUCUAGAAACAUGGUACCUCUGGCACAUAUUUAAAAUUUCAGCUAAAGGGAGGGGUGCUUAUUUUAAGGAGAGUGCUUAAUAGAGAGAGGUCCUUGUUAUUCACCAGUUCUGAUUCCACUGUAGUUGAGGCUUAGAAGGUUAUGAAUAAAGUGGCAAUAGAAACAGGUUUUUCUUGCAUUCCUGUUAUUUAAGAAAGUAAGGGGGGAGGGGGUGUUAAUUUGAGAGGGGCACUUGUUUGACACUAUAGCUUAGGGGAUGGGGGCUUAUUUGGGGAAGAGUGCUCAUCAGAGGGUGGGUGCUUAUUCAAGGAAAUACAGUAUUUAUAAAGUUUUAACACAUUUUUUAACUUUCAUGAACUGAGGUUUGUUUGAUUAAUUCCAGAUCAAAGGCUUUGAACAGUCUAGAAUCAAUCUUAUAUCGUGAGGCAAGUAAACUUCUUUCACUUAUAACUUGUAGAUCACAAUGAAAGUAACUUUUUCUGGAUUUGUGUAGUGAGAAAUGGGAUUUAAUGUUUUAAUCCAUAUGCACAAUCUCUUUUUCUAUUCAUUGAUUAGAAUGAGUUUUCCCUUAUAGACUUUUCGUGAAAGCUCCAGAUUUAAAAGAAUUGAUAAUCGCUUUGGAUGGUUUGCCUUGAUGGUGAGUUCUUUAUUUUGUUAAUAACAUUAAUAUUGACUAAUUAUUCAUUAACUCUUUAACUCCUGGAGUGACCAAGACAGAAAUUUUCCUUAAAAUAUCAAUACAAUAUUAAGCAGACAAGUGAUGAGAAUAAAGAAAAAUAUCAAUGAGGGGUCUAUCAGUUGUUCCAGUAUCAAUUUGUGGUAUAGAAUAACUGACAAGUUGGGGUUAAACUGCAGCAGUUGAGUCAGCCUCCUCUAACACUUAAUAUUCUGAUAAACAAAAUCACACAGGAAGUUGAGGUUGAAGAUGAUGAUGAUGAUGAAGAUGAUGAUGAUUCUAUGGAUAAUGAGACAACAGAGGGUGAUGAUCAGGUGACUGAGUUUGAAAUAAAGCUGAGAGGCAUCAGCAAUCAACCAUAAUCACAUGUAUUUAACUUCCUUUAUCUUGAGCUGGUGAGAUUACCAAAAAAAAAAGAAAAAACCUAGCCUUUAGGCCAAAAGGGAUGAACAUUUAAUCAAGCUCUGCACUCACCAAGCUCAAGUGCAAGAAAAAUCAAAGAAAAGUUCAUUCAGUUUUCCUUGCAUCUAUAACCAACCAAAGUUUUAUGUACAUGCAAAAUUCAGUAAUUCUUACUAACUAAACGAAAUUUGAGGUUAGUAGUGUAAGUUAUGAACCCCUUUUUUGCUUUGCAAAUAAAUUGAUGCAGAAAAAUGAAGUUGAUAGAUAUUGUGCAAAUUGUCAAUUACAGGUUAACAUUUCUGAGAUUUGUCUUUAAAAACUACAGGUAUAUGUACAUGCUCUGUAUUUUUAUAGAAGGCAAUUCUUGUACACUUUUAAAGGUGUACGUGUGGUACACAUGGUAAUUCAUUUACCUGGGGUAAAAACACACUUUUCUUUUAAAGCAGGAUUUUGGGUGAGGUAACUGUCACAAAAAAACAACAACACAAAAAAAAACAACGACAACAAUUACAACAUUAACAACUUCUUUAAUUUACAGUCUGUUAAAACUACCACUUCAAAACAACCCAUUGACUACAACAGAAAAUACCUUCGGAUAAAACGUUUGGUCAAACAGCUGGUCUUCGUAAGUAUUGACAUUAUUUGAUUUAUUUUAUUACUGGCAACGCCCGUGGGCAAUAUGAAGCGAAUCCCGUGCUCUGAUUGGCUACCCUAGUGGGCAAGAUGUGCCCAUCUUUGUCGCCUAGGAUUGCCCGCCAAGAUCCCGUGUAAGAAAAAAAUUGCGUUGAGCGUACUUACAAGUUCGUAAUUUUUGGACAGAAUUGGUGAUGGAGUCAUAAACAGCGGCAGAAGACAGUUAAAGCAAAGAAAUCGUAAAAACGACUUUUGUGGGUUUAUUGUGCUACAAACACACACAGGCGUUCUUUCCAGGCUCUCGAAAUAAACAAGUCAUCCUUCAUUCUCAAUUAAGCGAAAUUUUUUUUGCAAUAAUUAUAGAAAAUUCUUUAUUGACCGAGCUUGUUCGGUCAAGAUAGCUGGAUAUUAGCCUCGUCCUUUUUUUGCGUAUUUAUGAACCUCGCCUUUGUCUCGGUCCAUACCAACGCAAAAUAGUACUCGGCCAACAUCCAGCCAUCGUGACUUCACGCAUGGUCAAUAACUCAUAAAUAUUGGCCGUUUUUAUGCUAGAGACGUUAAAGUUGUCUAAGACGUUAAAGUCGUCUCGAGACGACUUUAACGUCUCGAGACGACUUUAACGUCUUAGACAACUUUAACGUCUCUAGCAUAAAAACGGCCAUUACUUAUCUACAUGAGCAAUUUUGAACUGAGUAUCGAAAGCUAUCUGAGAAUGCGUUGCCCUAGCAGGGUUGUCAAAAUCCACUGAUGGUCCUAUUUUCAAUGACAUUUUUUGUAGGAAAAUGGAGCAUUAUGUGAUGAAGUUCAAAGAACUGAGGUAAAGUUUCAAAGAGCAAAAGCAGAGAGAAGGUAAAUCUUAUCUGUGUAAAGUAAUUUGUUAUUGUUCUUGCUAAGUUUAAAGAUACACAGGCUUAAGACUGGUUGUUUAACUAACCAAACUUUUAAUAAAAGGGGGCAUGAUGUUGUAAAGGUUUCUGUAAGUUCUACCGUUUACUGCGCUUGAUUUACUCAUGUUGUGGAGCGCUGGACUCAGUGCCGCAAGGAAGGUCGAGGGUUCCAGCCUCAGACCAGACCAACACUCAGGGUCUUAAAGUUACUGAAGAUAACUUACUGCUUUUGCUACUUCAUCCGAAAACUCUUAGACAUUCUAUUUUCUCGGAAAAGGACGAUAAUCCAUAAGCCCCGUCUCCUGCGCCACCUCUGUACUGGUUAGCUGGGGAAGAACCCACGCACUUCUCGCAAAGAGUGGGGAAUGUACAUGUAGCUCCUGGUGUUGUAGACUGGCCCUGUUAUUGUUUAUACAGACCCCAUUUAAACCAGAUUUAAAGCUGAAUUGGGCCAGCCCGUCUGAAUAUCGCAACCAAACAAACAUAUCUAGACGAAAUACAGGAAUGCAAAGUAGUCACCAGCCCUGAUUGCAUCUACAACUCAUUUCCGCACUUAUUUAUUCAUUUUCUCAAAGGUUCAUUCUCAAGAGGUUGUUUCAGUAUCAAGCCGCUGCUGAGGCAGGGAUGUUCCAAGCUGCACCGUACCCUCCCUUCUCUCCGGACAUGUUACCGCCGAUGAUGUACCCUCCUUUUGUCGCGGAAAAGGCCAAGCCGCCAAAAGUGAAGGCCAAGAAGACCGCAGUGAAACCAAAGGCAGAGAAAGAACCCAAGUCUUCUGGAGGAAAGGCAACAAAAGCUGAGAAGGCUGCUACAGAGGGUGCAGGUUUGUCUUGUCUGGUUUAUCACAGCUAAUGUUGGGAGAUAGGGGCGUUGCAAGGAUUUACCAAAGAGGGGGAGGGAGUUCGCGUUCCUUUGCCUCCUUAAUAAGUUUGUAAACUUAGAGUAUGAAACCAUCUCUCAAAUGCAAGGGGGGACAUACGGAUUCCCCAGAAUUUCCCCUUACUUAUGCCCCCUGGGAAGAGGGGCCAUACUUUUCGUGCUAAAUGGUUAGACCGGGGACAGGUACACUUAAAGAAAAUUUGGUUUGAAGAUGAAUAUUGUUUGCCCCUCUUUAACAGGUAAGGACGGAUUGAAAGAGAAGGAGAAGCCGGCGAGACAAGAAAAGAAAAAGCCUGCUAAACCAAAGAAGCCUAAAGCACAACCUGAGAACUCCGCACCUAGCGCUGCAAAUGCUAUUACUUCUGCUGCAGUAUCAUCAAAAGGUGGGUGUUAAUCAACACAGCGGUCAAACGCUGCGCAUGCGUGAGGGGAUCACCUCUGGCCGGCUGUGAGCCACUUUCCCGCCCAAAAUUUCAAAGGAAAACAUAUAAAGUAACCGCGCUCUCACUAAAUGAACGAACAAAAAUUAAAACGCACCUAGAUAUCUGUAGAAGGAAAGAAAAGUCUAAGGAGAAGGAAAGCUUGAGACUUAUGGAACACAAAGCUUUUUCAAGUACGGGUUUUCUGUCGAUUUACCAUUUUGUUUUGAGCUUUAACAGAAAAGUUAAACGCUUUUUAAAGCACCGUGUCUUACUGGCUUGUGUGGUUGUUUGUAACUCUUGUGAGACAACUUUGUUCUAACGGCCUGAAAGCACGCCAUCUAGUCAUUACAACGUUCGCUCAUGCGGAGACUUUGACUGCUGUGUUGACGCAGAUAUUGUAGGGUUGUACGAUUCACGAGAUCAGAACGAUCACACUAUACGAAUGACAGUUUUGAUUAUGUGCCCAAGAUAAUUGCUGUUCGCUACAUGGAGACUACCCACGUACCAUAAAACAACAUACAUUUGAUGUGCCUGUUAGCAUUGCUGUAAUCUGAGAAAUAAUGAGAUCUCAGAUUGAUAGAGAAUAAAGGUGGUAAGUUUCUAAAGAAACUGUGGUGCUUCGUCGGUGGGAGAGUAUAACAGGGUAAUUAAGUAUUAUCAGCAUUACCCAGUUUGAGAAUAAGGUUCACAUAUUUUAUCUUUCACUGUAGCCGCAACGACAGCCAAUCAAGGUACUCCUCCUGUGAAGCCUAAGAGAAAGAAGCCAGGCACUGCCAUCAAGAGGAAGGUGCAGCCCAUUGCAGUGGAUGCAAAAGGUAAAAAGUCCCCUACAAAAGCAACAACAACAAAUGAACCAAAAAGAAAACGUGUUUACAAAUGAACAAUGUCAGUGCAGAAUAUCGAUCAAGUUUCAAAUGUUUGUACUCAGGCCUUUUUAUCUCUCUUUAAUCAGGCAAACCCAUUUUCCCCAUUGUACUGGGGGGUCUCACAGUUCACAGUCUUGGCGAGGUAAGUCAUAUGAAACAUCUCUGUACUUUCUAUGUCAGGGACUGGGACUGAGCUGCCCCAUGAGGGUUAUAUUCCUUGAUGAAUCCUUUUCUUUGUAGGAAAUUCAGUCUCUGCGUGAGCAAAAUUCACGACACAGGAUUGGUAAUGGAUAGACCCCCCUGAGAUGUCCGAAAUAAAAGAAUUAUCCGGAAGGAUACUUUCAUGGCUAUGAGGGAUUCGCCCGUGGAUAGGGUCGCAUGUUGGAUUGACCAUAAUGGGGUUGCUUCGUCAAUAGAAUUAUUAGAAUGGGGUCGCACAAAUUUUAGGGAUCUUAGUCGGUAAGAAAAUUCCCCUAAGUAUGGAUUUAAGAAUGGAAAGAUUCGCAUUUAUAAAAGUUGUUACCGUAUUACCAAAAGAGACCAAGGUGGGGUCUGGCUACAGAAUAGACUUUAGUGGGGAUGGAGUUCUAAGAGGCCAGCGGCAGAUACCCAGCAAAAAUUACCCUAAGGGUUAAUUUAAGGACCAAGCUCAAAAUUAAUCAUCUUUCUCAUCAAGUUAGAUAAUGUGCGGCACAUGGGUGGCACUGUUCUUAAUUUUAUCGUAAAUUUGUGACAACUUUCGUUGCUUUACAGAUUGUUUUUGACCGGCCUGGUUUCCACUCUGAACGUUAUAUUUGGCCUGUGGGCUAUUGCAGUUCCAGAACGUAUCCGAGUAUGCGUAAUCCAGAGAAGAAGUGUAUUUACACCUGCAAGAUUCUGGAUGGGGGAUUCGGACCGCAGGUAUGCCCAAUUUACAUUCAACGCGACUUUCGCUUAUCCUAUUCAAACUAUUAUAGCUAUCUUGCUGACUGUGAAACCAAAGAUAGCAAUAACAAGGAAAGUCCCUGGACCGGUUCCUCAGAUCGGUAUCCACGGCCCCCAGACUGGAAGUAAGUACUAAGUAAGUAAUUUAUUUAUACACGUAAACACUUAAGAUGUCUUUAUUUAACUACUUUCGAAACGUUAUUGAAAAUCCAAAGCCGUCAUGUUUACACACCUGUAGUUUGUGUUGCAUGUAUCGGAUCAAUGUCGGUAUGUGGGCAACUGUGUUCCUACUCCUCUCGUAACCCAAUUCUGUUAGCUUAUUAUCAGUUGUUGUUGUUGGGUUAGGGGAGGGGUAGGUCUGCAAUUGCUCAGAUACUUAAAGUGAUCCCACCUUUCUCAUAAUUUUGCUUCGUUCUAUUUGCCUCCAGUUUGAGAUGUGUCCUGAAGAUGAUCCAGACCACCCAAUCGUAGCCUCUUCAGCCACAGCUUGCCACUGCGUGGUGCUGAAGGCGGUCAAUAAGGCCAGGUAAAUGUGACUGUGGAAAGCUGUUGAUUUCACUCAUCCUGAAAGUUAAAGGAGAAGGUUGCGUUAGAAAUCUGAGAACUUACUCUCUGCUUCUUAAAGAUUUCUUGCGUCUUUUGUCACUUACAGUAUAGCUCGUUUAAUUUGAAAUGUUUGUGCCUCACCUACGACAUUUUUUCUCCCGGCAGGGGUAGGGACGCUUCUAAUACAGGCUCGGGUCCAGAGUUUUUCGGUUUCUCUCACCCAACCAUUCAGUAUUUGAUUCAAAGCUUGCCCGGGGCGCGAAAAUGUACGAAGUACCAGUGGGUGAAGUUUGAAUUACCAAAACCGCAAAGUAAACAAGGUAAGCGAAAAUUUAUUGAAUUUUCGUUCUCUGUCUUUUCUUUGGUGUAUCGGUGUUUUAUUUUUCUUUUUGUUUUUGCUUUGUUUUUAUUGUUUGUUUGUUUGUUUUUUUUUUUUUACCCAAGAACACCCAGGAGUUUUGAAAGUGUUGAAUUCUUGGAAAAAAUGUGGUUCGACUUCCGACCUUAACUGUGGAGAAGUCUAGGGAUUUUCUUGAUUACUAGGCGAAAUAUUUGAUAUGUUGUUGAAAGUACCUAAAUAACCCCAGCAAUUAUAUUGCUGUUGUUUUUGUUGAUGUUUUCGUAAGAGCGAUCUGAUUAGUUUUAGGGCAAACUCUGAACAACCAAUGUUGUGCUCAGGCCAUGUGAUCUUACCAGUAAUAGUGCCCCUUAAACUGACAACAUUAUUUUGGAACAUUUAUAGAAAAAAUGUGCAUGGUUUGUGGCAUGUAAGUGUUAAUGAAAUUUAUUUAUUUAAGCAUCUUUUUAUUUUUCCCUCUGGUUUUCUCCCUUCCAGCUGGAAAGGCUUCUUCUUCAUCUACUCCGGAUCCAUCAGGUGUCCUUCAGGGAAUCCCCUCCGGUGUUGAGGACGAUUCCAUCGCCAGCUUGCACGAAGACGAUCCUAUGCCAGCAGGAAUGACCACGUUUCAUCCCUCUUCUGCGAUGGAACAGCCCAUAGACCGGGCAAUGAAUCAAACGAUGAGUCAGCCAAUUGACCACGACGAAGAAAUGUUUAAAGGUGAGAAAUAUGAUUGGUAAGUUUAGGUAGACGGAACUAUGAUGAUUAUUUAUAGAUAUUAGCCUUUCCAUCGCUUGGAAGGACCAAUAAGUAAUUGCUGCUGAUUACAGCCCAGGAGUUUCAAUAAAGGCAGGCUACCGGCGGUCUAUCGGCGUCUGUUCUGCCUAUGAGCAGGCUCUCGUGUGCCUUACGGCCCCCUUUCCGGACACAGCCGCCUAUUACACCAUCAGCAGUGGUGGGCUUAAAUAGCUUUGAAAUGGCAUCCCAUCCGGGAACUGGGUAGGGAUAAAUAAUGUCAUACUUUGCAUACCUACAUGCCGAAGAGGUCACAAACCCUUUUUACUUCGUGCGUAGGCAGAGAGCCGUGGCCUUUAAAAAGGUGUGGUUACAAGUUGAUGUGUUGUAUCUUGUAGAUCCAGACAUGGGACCGCUUACUCUGGCGUCCACCAUCACUCCUCUCUCGUCCCCAGGACUCUGUAGUCCUAGUCCAAGCACACAGCUUGAUGGCUUAGAGCAUGAUACCGAAAUGGAUCCAGGUAGGUUUCUUAGCUUUGGAAAUGUUUAUGGCUGAAGCUCAGAGCGGUAAACGUUAAUCCCCUUUUCCCCCUCCAACGUGAAUGGGAUACCGCGUCUUCAAAGUUUCAGGCGAAGUCCUAUCACAGUUUUGCUUAUCAGGGUGGCAGAAAUUCUUUUAUACUUCUGAAAAAAGAAGACAGGAUUAUAACACGAAUUUGUUUUGCCGCGAUUCGAGCUUUGCACAGUUCUUACUGCCCGUUUGUCUUCCGUUCGAUUGUAAUUAAUUUCAAGUACACUCGAACAAGUCUUCCAAAGUAUUUCUCAAAGGCAUGAACGACGCCAUAUCACAUUUUGGGUGAUCCUGGCAGGCAAAAAUAGGCACUUUUGCCAUCAUUUGUCUUUUGUAUUAUUUGGGAGUUGGGGGAAAGGAAGCACUUGUGUAUCAAGAAAUUUCAUCAACGCAGAUAAGGAAAUUGGGAAAAUAGUACUGGUGCAAGGAGACAGAAAAGAUGUCUCGUCCACAUCCAACUUGCUCAGUUUUUUCAAACUCACUCGUAGUUGAGUUAAUGAAGCAUCGCAGUUCAUGUGAAUCCUUUUUAGAGAGAUUUCCCUUCAAGCCUAUAAUUGGAAUCAUUGCUUCGGUAGCCGCGAAUCUUCCUCUUUUAAAUCCCCGCUUACCAGAAUUAUCUUACCUCCAAAAAUUCCGAAAAAUUCUUAAUAAUCCUAUUGAAAAUGCAACCCCAUUAUAGUCAAUCCAAGUGCGUUCUCAUCCAGCGGCGCAUCCUCAUUAACCUAUCACUAAGAAGUACUUCCCCAAGGGCCUUGUAACACUGCACUAGUGUCGCGGUCGUUUGAUUUAGUUUACUAAUUUGUCGUCUUGAAUUCUCGAGUUCAUGAUGACGAUGGAUAAGGAUUACCGAGCUAGAGUUUUCGCGUAGAAUGAGGGGGCCUAUGGUGAGGAGCAACCAUUUCUCAAGUCUCUUUACCGUUUAAUGGUAAAUUGAAUUAGGCAAAUCGCUUGAAUAGGGCUUGGAUAUUGCGGGGAAUGUGUGUCUUCCUGAAAGUUUACUAUCCCAAAGAAAAUUAUGAGCACUUGGGAAAAUUUUGAUGGUCAGCCAUACUUCUGUAUGCACUCAGGGAUGAAUCCGCUGAUGUCUUCGCCCACUCGAUCCGCCUUUCCGACCUCUCUGUCAGGCAUGCCACUCUCACCAACUGCCGCCGGCCAAGCAUCGUUUGUCCUACCUCCCACUUCGCCUCUGUUUGGGAACAGUUUUCCAGGAACCGGGAUUCCGGACUCGCCUCCAAAGUAGCAUCCUAUAUGGUAUAUGUAAAGAAAAACUUUGUCAAUCUACUGUGACUCCGUAAGGUUUGCGAUAGCUUUCAAUAUUGGUGUGUAGCCUUUAUUUCACGACCGGUGUUUUUCACCCAUUCGGCAAACUGGCCGAAGCAGCUUAUUUGGCAUUACGAAGGCAAAGAACUCGAUGGACAAAACUUGAAAUGAGAAAAUCAAAAAAUUUUUAAAAUCGAAGAGACUAGGCCCGAUUACUAAACGCUUUUUGGGAAAUGAGCCCGCGGUCUUCCACCGAACUGAGUUCCUUCUCGGCAGAAUCGGAGGUUGAAUCCGUCAAAAUAGAGGAAAUUGAGUCUACGAAGAGGACAGGGAAGGACAGUUUGGAGAGGUACAUGAAUGUAGUAAGAUAGGACAAAACGUCUAUAUAUCUGUUUACCUUCUUGUGUGAAGGAAAGAGCUUGUAAAUGAUUGUAAUAAAGUAGAGUAGAAUGUAGAACAUCGUGAGUGAAAUUGUAUCUCCUAAGGUUUGAACUUGAAACUCGUCACAGUCGAACGUAUUCAUGGAUUUCAUCCUCUUUGAUCGGAGGAGUUUUAGGGUUUACAAAUUUUGAGGGCAGGUCUGGUAGAAACGGCUAAGUUAUCAAAGUACGAAAACUUUAUCUUUUGUCACGUAAAGAAAUUUUAUCGUCAUAAAAUUCUAGCGCGCACUUCUUUGGCAAAAAGUACUCCAGAAGCAAUGAUUUUGAGAUGCAAGAUGCGAACAAAAUUGUGUUGCUAAUUUUCUUCUAAGUUAACUUCAGAAACUGUCCGUUGAUCUUUUUCUUUGGUUGAAUACUUGAGGUAUUGUCAUCAUCGCCACCAAGAAACUCGCAAUAGAGGGUCGUUCCCGAUCUCGAGCCAGUUUAGAUAAAGAAAAACAGCACAAAAUCCUGCAGCC
This is a messenger RNA of Pocillopora meandrina, 12401 nucleotides long. NCBI's taxonomy places the organism in Eukaryota, Metazoa, Cnidaria, Anthozoa, Scleractinia, Pocilloporidae. The record is from the annotation of a GenBank genome assembly.